Messenger RNA from Astyanax mexicanus (Mexican tetra), 2200 nucleotides. RefSeq lists its product as uncharacterized. The coding region runs from base 106 to 1410 and encodes 434 amino acids. The record is from RefSeq and is a predicted model, not a curated record. Lineage: Eukaryota; Metazoa; Chordata; Actinopteri; Characiformes; Acestrorhamphidae. Gene Ontology annotation, biological process: cell surface receptor signaling pathway. The transcript has 12 exons. Gene Ontology annotation, molecular function: transmembrane signaling receptor activity.
CUCUCUCUUUCUCUCUAUCAGAACAGAGGAAGUGCAGUUUCUUUAACACUCAGUCCAUCAGUCAGUCAGUCUGUCACUCAGUCAGUCAGUAAUUAGUGGGACAGUAUGGAGUUGAGUUUACUCUCUGUAAUACUCUGGCUGAUUUUACUCGUCCAAACUGGGCAUGCUCAAGAGAGACCAAAAGCUUCACUGAUUCUGGCUCCUACUGAACAGAUAUUUAGUGGAGAGACGGUAACUCUCACAUGUGAUAUAAAAGGACACACAGACACUGAGUGGAGAUACAGCUGGUAUAAAGCUGAUGAUAAAGAUGAUCCAGUUUAUUACUCUGAAGGGAAAAAUGAAUAUUCACUCAGUGUUGUAGAGUCUGACAGUGGUGAAUACACCUGCAUAGGAGAGAGGAGGAGAGACUCUCAGAGAUCAGAGAUCAGUGAUGCUGUUACUCUCACUGUAUCUGCUGAAGCCCAGGCAGUGCUGAGUGUGUCUCCACAGAACUGGCUGACUGAAGGAGACUCAGUGAAUCUAAGCUGUGAGGUCAGAGACUCUUCUACAGGCUGGAACUUCAGCUGGUACAAAGCUGUUUCCUACAGACAUGGUUUAACUCAAAUUAGAGACUCUGCUGGAUAUUUAAUGUAUAAUGUGGAGCUCCUGUCAGACAGCAGCAGAGGAUCUGGAGGCUCCUACACACUCAGCUCUGCUGCUCUUAAUAACACAGGAGUUUAUCUGUGCAGAGCAGAGAGAGGAGAACCAGCCUAUCACACACAGUACAGCAACCCACAGCCUCUAUGGAUGACUGACGGUUCUGUAAUUCUGGAGAGUUCUGUUCAUCCUGUAACUGAGGGAGAUCCUCUGACUCUACACUGUUUAUAUCUCAACGCAAAGUCCUCAGACCUCACAGCUGAUUUCUAUAAAGAUGGAUUAUUACUCCAGACCCAGACUACAGGAGAGAUGAUCAUCCCUACUGUCUCAAAAUUUUGUUUAGUAGUUUCUGGAGGUUCAGGUGUGAAACAUGCUGUUGGGGUCUCUGUAGGAGUGAGUUUGACCCUGUUGUUCCUCAUCUUACUGACUUUGCGUUGGUGCUACAAAAAUAAGAAAGGAAAAACACAGAACACCAACCAAACACAAUCAGACCAGAACAGGAGAGGAUCAGGAGCAGAGGACUCUCAGGAUGGAUACACACCACUGCAGGCUGCUUCUGUUGAUGUCACCAUGGAUGCAACUUACUCUAAGAUUGAUCUGAAAGCGAAGAAGAAACCUAAAGAUAAACAAGUUACUGAUCCUGAAUCAGACGAUGUUACUUAUGCUGAGAUUGAUCUGAAAAUAAAGAAGAAACCAAGAAGAAAUCAAGAGACCAGUAUGGAUUCUGACACUGUGUAUUCAGAGCUGAAGCCCUCUACUAGCAAAGGUCCAUGAAGACUGAGAACUGUGAAGAUUCAUGAGAAAUAUAUGGAGUCUAUGAUUGGCCACAUGGAGGCAGUGUGUUUCUUAUACAUGAUGAUGGCAAAGCACCACCAGAGAGAUGACUUUUAAGGCACCUCCCCUUUAACACAGUCAGGGAGAGUACUAGUUAAUGCCACACCAAAACAUUAUGUAUGCUUUGUUGAAGUUAUUUAACUUUAAUCAUUAUUGCCAUACAUGUAUGUAUUUCUAUGUAUAUAUUGUAUUUUACGUUUACAAGAAUGUGUUUCUAUGUUUUGUGUAUCAUUACUUUUAUUUCAUAAUUUUGUGUAUUCAUUCUGUUACAUUUGACAGCAGUCACAUGAAAUACCAGCCAUCCACUUACAUUAAUAUUCAUACAUUCUUAUACUGUAACAGUGUUUUCAUCAUGUUUGACAGAUAGAAUGUGUAUGCUUAAAAUCAUAAACCCUUUCCUAUCUUCUCCACUUUAGAAAGAUUUAAUCUUUCUAUUUUUAUCUGACUAAAAUGUCUUGCUCUUUUUAGAUUUGUUUGUAUUUAGAUUUAAUAUGUUAUUGUCAGUGUAUUUUGAUAGUACAGUAAUGUGAUUGUACAAAAUGCUAACCAUGCCUUCAUAAGAUAAUUAUUUUGCUCAGGAUUUGUAAUGUUAAUAUGAAUGUAAUUCUGCACUUCUAAUAAUUUAGUAAAAUUGUGCUAUUGUACAGUUUAUUUUUUAGUCUGUGAAAAUAGAGGAACUAUGUAAAAGGCUUUUUUUUAUUUAUCACAAUUAAUGCAAUAUUUUUGUAAC